UUAAAUAUAGACGAAAAACCUGUUACGACCGAGUAUUAUGAUUUACUCGAUGUCAAGGUCUUGGCCACACAAGAUGAAAUCAAAAAGGCUUACCGUAAAAUGGCCAUUCGAUUUCAUCCUGAUAAAAAUCCCGAUGAUCCUACUGCAGAAGCAAAGUUCAAAAGAAUUUCGGAAGCUUAUCAGGUUCUGUCAGAUCCAAAGUUGAGAAAGAAUUACAAUGAGUAUGGAGAAGAAAAUGGUGUAAAACCAGACGGUGGAUUUGUUGACCCUGAAGAAUUCUUCAAGAGUUCUUUUGGAGGAGAUCGUUUCCUUGAUAUUAUCGGUGAAUUAUCUAUAGGCAGAGAUAUGCGUGAAGCUAUGGAAACAGCUGAAGAUGGAGAAGAAGGGGAAGAGAGAUCUACUGAAACUCCUGAACAAAAGGCUGAAAAAGAAGCACAGAAAGAAAAGUCAGAGGCCGAGCGUAAUGAGACACGCGCAGCUCGUGUAAAGACAUUAAGCGAGAAAUUGGUCAACAAACUGUGCAUAUAUACUGAAUCAGAACCUUCUAUAACAUCCGCAGCCGCAUUUACCAAUAUUAUUCAAGCUGAGGCCGAGGAUUUGAAACAUGAAAACUAUGGUAUAGAAUUGCUGCAUGCCAUCGGAUACACAUAUACUGCAAAAGCAAAUCAAUACUUGGGUAAAAGUGUAGCAUUUGGUUUGGGAGGCAUGUUCCACACUGUACGAGAAAAAGGGUACAUCUUUAGCGAGACUGUUGGAACUCUCCGGACAGCUCUGGAUUUGCAGUCAAGCUUCAAAGAACUUCAACUUGCAGAAGAAAAGGGUCUGACUGAUGAAGAAAAGGCUAAAUUGGAAGAGGAAGCUGCCCAAAAAGGUUUACAAGCCAUAUGGCGUGGAUCAAAGAUGGAAGUGGAAAGUGUUCUUCGCGAAGUGUGUGAUACAGUAUUGAGUGACUCGACUGCCUCUAAGAAUACGCUCAAGGCACGCGCUAUGGGCCUUAAGAUUAUUGGAACUGUAUACCAAAAGGUCAAGGCAGAU
Molecule: messenger RNA, 1035 nt
Organism: Phycomyces blakesleeanus NRRL 1555(-)
Lineage: Eukaryota; Fungi; Mucoromycota; Mucoromycetes; Mucorales; Phycomycetaceae
Exons: 4
Source: RefSeq, a predicted model, not a curated record